Messenger RNA from Orbilia oligospora ATCC 24927, 1092 nucleotides. RefSeq lists its product as uncharacterized. NCBI's taxonomy places the organism in Eukaryota, Fungi, Ascomycota, Orbiliomycetes, Orbiliales, Orbiliaceae. The transcript is spliced from 2 exons. Bases 1 to 1092 code for a protein of 363 amino acids. The record is from RefSeq and is a predicted model, not a curated record.
AUGAUAUACUACAAAGAAGGAACCAGAUGCAACUUUGGCCCCUUGAAUUUCACAAUCGGAAUCAAGAAUGAAGAUGGAAGCAACGCCUGUGCUUUCUACGUCAACCGUGACGUCUUCUUGGCUCUUGCUCCCCGCUUUGAACCAUAUGUCGACGAAAAAUCAAAGAGGGCAGGCGAAGAAAUCACCGAGUAUUUCAUCCCUCUCGACCCUUACAAAGCAGAGCUCAUGAGGUCAUUCGCUAUCUUCAUCAACGAAGGUAUCCUCGUCAUCCCUCAGUACGAAGGCUGGGGCAUACCAGACAAUUUGUUGUUUCUCUACAACUUCGCAAACACCUUGGGCUGUAGCUUGAUGAAAGGUAGUAUCAUCAAGCGUAUGAAGGAUACAGUUGUUGGGUUGUCCAAGGAAAUCGAUGAUUCUGCCGGAAAACAUAGGGGUGACUUGGAAUAUGAAACCAUGGAUUGGAUCAACGUCUUCUACGAGUGCUCUACAGAAGCAGAAGUCAAGGAGUUUAAAAUGUGGCGCUUGGUUGAAGCGUUCAUGGGUAAACAUCCGUGGAUGAAGUUGGAACUCUUGGGCCUCAGAAUUGAAGAUCAGUGGGACUACAAACUGAGGUACCAGGUCCUUGGGAACAUGCGACGCCUAACAGAAUCAGAGAUAGAAACUGGAUUCUCCAAUGGACACCCUGUACGUCCCAGCGAAUACGACUACUCUGACACCCGCACCGAAGAGGGUGCGAGUGAUUUCGAAAGCGGCGAUGACUACGGCGAGGAAUAUUAUAGCGGGGAAUAUUCCGGUGAAGAAUAUGGCGAGGGACCCUAUGACGAGGGAUACUAUGGCGACGACGAUGAUGACAAGGGCGAUUAUAGCGAAGGAUAUUCUGGAGAGGAUUACGGGGAGGAAGAUUACGGGGAGGAAGAUUACGGGGAGGAAGAUUAUGGGGGGGAGGAUUAUGGGGAGGAAUACUAUGACGAGGAAUAUUACGGCGGGGGGGAUCAUACGUGGGACACGUAUGAGGAGCACGAGUCCGUCGCAGACCUCAGAGAAGGGGUCAUGGUCCUGGAGAUCAGGACCAAUGAAAUGGAGGAUUUUUAG